Molecule: messenger RNA, 2379 nt
Organism: Cryptomeria japonica (Japanese cedar)
Lineage: Eukaryota; Viridiplantae; Streptophyta; Pinopsida; Cupressales; Cupressaceae
Product: LRR receptor-like serine/threonine-protein kinase FLS2
Exons: 2
Coding region: 1-2379 (792 amino acids)
Biological process (GO): protein phosphorylation
Molecular function (GO): ATP binding; protein binding; protein kinase activity
Source: RefSeq, a predicted model, not a curated record
AUGAUGAUGCUUCCUCUGCUAAUCUUUUUCUGUUUCUCUGCGCUACCCCCUCAUAUGGCAAAGCCUUCUAAUUAUUCCGAUCAGCAAGCUCUCUUGGCUUUCAAAGCUGCAAUCUUUCUCGAUCCAUUAAAUUCCCUCCUCGAUUGGUCUCCCAAUCACACCUUCUGCAAUUGGACCGGUGUUAUCUGCUCUUCUCAUCGACAGCGUGUGGUUUCCUUGAAUCUCACAGAUAUGGGAUUAGCUGGUCCAAUCUCUCCAUUGCUGGGAAAUCUUUCCUUCCUCAGAGUCCUUGCUUUCAGAAAUAAUAGCUUCGAGGGCCAUAUUCCAUAUCAGCUUGGAAAGCUGUUUCGCUUGAGAAUCCUUCGGUUGUCUCAAAACAAUUUGGAGGGUCCCAUUCCAUCCUCUCUAGGAGGCUGCCGUUCUUUACAAUUUCUCAUACUGUCGUAUAACUAUUUGAGUGGAAGCAUACCCUCUGAACUGAGUCUUCUUUCAAAUUUAGAAACCAUGGUCUUAGGAGUAAACAAUUUUACAGGUACUAUCCCACCUUUCUUAGGAAACCUCUCCUUUUUAAUUGCCAUUGAUUUGGGUGAAAAUAGUCUGCAAGGUGGUAUUCCUGCUGAGUUGGGUAUGCUUAGUCAGCUAAACUCGCUUAACCUUCGUGCCAAUAGCUUCACAGGAUCGAUCCCUGUCACCCUUUCCAAUUGCACUUAUCUCCAAUUGUUGGUGCUAUACCAGAACCACUUAAGCGGCCUAAUUCCAUGGGAGUUUGGAAGGCUGUCAGAGUUGCAACAAUUGAAUUCGUGGGGAAACCAACUCAGUGGAGAAAUACCCAGCUCAGUGGGUAAUUGGACUCAGUUGCAAGUGCUGGAUUUGAGUAGAAACCAACUCAGCGGCAGAUUGCCACCAGGAUUUGGGAAAAUGCAGCAGCUGAGAAGACUUCUUUUGUCGGUAAAUCAUUUUGUGAGUGGAAGCAGUGAUUUGUCUAUUCUAAUAGCGUUAACAAAUUGCUCCAACUUGGAAGAUCUUGAGUUGGGACUUAAUCAUCUAACUGGCGUGUUGCCCAAUUCAAUUGGCCACCUUUCAAGUUCAUUAUCAAUUUUAAUGUUAGGCUCAAACGAAAUUGGGGGAAACAUUCCAGAUGCGAUCGGUAACCUUACAAAUUUGUCAUUACUAAGCCUAAAAGAAAACCGAUUCAAUGGGACCAUUCCAUCUGCACCCUGCAGAUUUCUAAAUCUGGAAAGAUUGUAUCUGGGCACAAACAAUUUGCACGGAAGAAUUCCAGAUUGUUUUGGUCAAUUAAAAAGGCUUGGAUUGUUGUCUCUCAGCCAGAACAUGCUUUCAGGACAAAUUCCAGAAGGUCUUGGUGACCUUCCACAGUUAAGAGAGCUUAACCUUAGUCACGAUCAACUAUCAGGGAAAAUACCUGCCAGUUUAGGAAGAUGCAAGACUUUGGAGACGGUGGACAUGGCGUACAACAAACUAACAGGAAAUAUACCUUCUGAAGUUGCAGGUCUUCAAAAUCUACAGUUCUAUUUCAACGUUUCUGGGAAUUCACUACAAGGUUCUAUUUUGGAACUGAGCAAAAUGGUUAUGGUUUUAGCUAUAGAUGUUUCUCAAAACAAUUUCUCUGGUGGCAUUCCUAGUGCACUGUCAAGCUGCAAGGGGUUGGAAUAUCUAAACCUUGCUGGGAAUGCAUUUGAGGGGCCAAUCGCAGCAUCACUGGCAGAUCUAAAAAAUCUUGAGUACAUGGAUCUUUCUUGUAAUAAUUUGUCAGGUAAAAUACCGGUGGCUUUCAAAAAGAUGAAAAUGCUCCAGCAUCUCAAUCUCUCUUCAAACAGGUUAAGUGGAGAGGUCCCAGAGGGUGGAGCUUUUGCAACACUUGAUGCCUCAGAAAUUAUGGGAAAUCUUGGCCUUUGUGGUGGAUGGAUAAACUUGCCACCAUGCUCUCAUUCCAAACACAAACAUCCAUUUGUCUCCAAAAAGCAUUUUCAUAUAGAUGCAAACGUUCCAGUACCCCUGCUCGAAGUAUGGCCUCCAAAAAUUUCAUAUGAAGAACUUGUAGAUGCAACUGGUGAGUUUACUGAUGAAAAUCUUAUAGGAACUAGUAGUUUUGGGUCGGUUUAUAAAGGGAUUCUAAAAAAUGGUAGAAAUAUUGCUGUUAAAGUUCUCAAGUUGCAAGAUGAACAUGCUCACCAAACUUUUAUCAGAGAAUGCAAUGCAUUAAAGAGACUUCGACACCGCACUGUAAUUAAAAUAAUUUCAGCAUGCUCCAACCUUGAUUUUAAAGCCUUAAUUCUACCAUUCAUGUCAAAUGGAAGCCUAGAGAGAUGGUUGUAUCCUCAUGAAGGGGGUGGAUGCAAAUUGAAUUUGAGUGAUUGA